This is a messenger RNA of Labeo rohita (rohu), 4614 nucleotides long. RefSeq names its product GTPase IMAP family member 7. The coding region runs from base 535 to 1566 and encodes 343 amino acids. The transcript has 4 exons. The record is from RefSeq and is a predicted model, not a curated record. Gene Ontology annotation, molecular function: GTP binding. NCBI's taxonomy places the organism in Eukaryota, Metazoa, Chordata, Actinopteri, Cypriniformes, Cyprinidae.
CCCUUUUACAAAUAGGCUAUGAUAAUAAAACAACACACUUAUUCUUUUUUACAGUAUACACUUUAUAAAUAUCUCUAUUAUGCUAGACACAUAUUUUAAAAACUAUUCUGUUCGGUUUGAUAGAAAUUUGUUAUAUAACUGAAAUGUGUACGUCUUAAAAACUGACUGAAAAUGCUGUUUGCUGUUUGUAUUUGCAUUUCUCCAAAACUGUAUUUAACAAACAAACAAAAAAGUUAUAGAAACAAAUUAAUCUAUCUCACUCAAAGUACUGUAAGUGACGCCUGACGCUGAUUUUACAGGCAGCACUAUUGAGAAAUACAUGAAGGCCUACAGUACUUUCGUUUUCACGUCUUCUGUGCGCCAAGUCUUUUCUUCAGACAUCUUGUGUUGCACUUUCAUCGACAGGUUCUUUUGUGAAAACCAUAGGAAAUGGAGGGAUGCUGCUGGAUUGGCCUGACAAGGUCAUGACCUUCAGAAGUAAGUUUCAGAUAGCAUAUCCUGAAUUCUUCAACCCCUGUGAGUGUUACUGUUAAGAUGGCAUCAGUCAGAGGGACAACACGAAGAAGAGCAAGCUUGGACAAUCCGCCUAACAUAAGCAGCGAACCAUCACUGAGGAUGCUGGUCUUUGGCAGCUCAAGUCAUCAGAUCUCACUGACGCAAUCUGUGCUGGGGAGGGAUGUCUUUACCAGAGAUGAAGUCAAUAUUUCAGCUACCAAGAAAAGUUCAAGAGUUGUGCAGGAGAGAAAGAUAACCCUAGUCAACACACCAAAUCUUCAGGAAAAUGUCUUGCCGGACAGUAUACUCCAUAAGGAGCUCAGAAAGGCAAUUUGUUUCUCAUGUCCGGGUCCUCAUGCUGCGGUGCUCGUUGUAGACCCAUUUCACUUGACCUUUGACAGUAUGGACAUGCUGAAGCCUGUGGUACACUACUUUGGUGAACAUAUCUUGAAGCACACAUUGAUUGUUUUAUACCAUGAGAAAGACAUGAAAACUCUGUCCAUAGAGGACGAGGUAAAAAAGAAUAAGAGCUUUAGAGAGCUUGCUGAGAAAUGCAGCCAGAAUUACCUCUUCUUCAAUGAAGAAGCAAACCGGACUGAGGGUAGCCAGACACAAGCGUUGCUCACCAAGGUGGAUGAGAUGGUCUUGGAGCAUGGAAUAUUUUCAAACGUGGAAUUUAAGGAUGCCGAAAAAAGAAUUCAAAUAGAAGAGCGUUACAUCAGAAAAUCAAAGGAGAAGGAGAGCAGGGAAAUGUUGAAGAUGCUGGAGAACCAACAUUCUGGAGAAGCGCUUAUCAGUGAGACCCUGAAGUAUGAAGAAGAGAUACAGCUGGAGUGUAGAGAGAAAGCGGAGCUGGUUGUUGCAGACAAGCUUGGCUUCACGGGUAGAUUUGUCGAUUAUGCUGCUGCAGUGGGCAAAGGAGCAUUUGUAGGUGCACUUCUGGGAUUUGCAGCAGGAUAUGAAGGUAUGGCAGUGGGAGCUGCUAUUGGUGCUGGUCUUGGUGCAUGGCUUGGAGGUGCAACUAAUGCAGCAUGGAGCUACAUUUACAAAUCCUUCACAGAUGCCCACUAAAGGGCUACUUAGUACAUAGUGUCGGCUUCUGAUGCCCCUAAACCUCCAAAAGAAAUGUGCAUUAUUGACAAAAAAAUGAUGUACGAUGAUGUAAAAUGAUUUUUAACGAUAAUUUCAUAUUUUGCUUAGUUUGUUUUUGUGCUGGUACCCUGGUCAGUUUAGGCCUGUCAUGGAUAAAUAAACAUGACACUAAAACCACCAGCAAGUGACAGUACGUCAAUUAACAAGUGAUCUACUGACUGACAAGCAGCUAUGUUUAUGAAUGGAUUAUUGAGUCACUCACUUAAAAGAUUUGUUGAUGUUUGCAAUUAUAGAAUGUGAGAAGUGAACAUCUCGUCAUUUCAUAUACAGCACAUGACAUUAACGCACAAAAAAAAAGAAUACAAAUGAUGGAAAGAAGACGGUAAAUGAAGAGGUUAAAAGAUGAAUGUUUCUUUUACGAAUCCUUGACUGUAUGAUAAGUAGUGACAUACAGAGAAAGAUUGGAGAUUCUAAUUGUUACGGCCUUGGUGCCGACACUAGCAGUGAAACAGGACAGCAGAUUAGCAAUAAACAAGCAACAGUCUGCAAAAACGAAAGAAUACGAAAGAACAUUAUUCAAGUCAGUGGCAGCACCCUGAAGCAAAGGCGACCUCAGAGAGAUAGGACUACAGGUUAGCAAGAGUAAUGCCACAACAUUUCACAUUGAUGACGCUAAUAUACAAGCUAAACCAACUCUUGGAAGAAGUCCAAGCGGUCUUCUGUGUGGGUUCUAAACCACUACUGGAAAACUUAAAGUAGGCUGUUCUUCAAAGAGAACUUGAAUCAUUAUUCUAGGGUUGCCAACUCAAGACACACUUUCAGGCUCAGUUUCACGCUCUCACUCUGCCAUGUAAAUCUCAUGUGUCAUGUUUCAAAUUUUGUGGGUUUUAAUAUGAAAUUCAAACAGCAGAUAUCGUUUUGGCACUCUUAAUGUGGCGUAAUUCAUUGUAGCUCCUCAGUUAAAGCCAGAGCCAUUGCGAAAAGCUUCUUUGAUCCCGCCAGCAUCGCCGCCACAUGGUCACAUCCGGUCACAUGGUUCAUGGAGCUCUCAAUAGUUCCAAACAAACCAGCGUCAAUACAUUUUAAUGGAUUUAAGAUGGAUAGAUGACAGCAGUGGCGUGCACAGCCCUCCGGUGGGGUAGGGGUGAAAUGGAUUCACUUUACAGUUUCACUAUACAGGUAUUUGCAGCAUUUUUUUUUGUAUUAAUCACCAUCCAUUAAUCACCGCUUAAAAUAUUUUUACUUGAAUUACAAUUAGUGUAGUAUCUAAGGUUGAAAUAGCGAAAACCCUGGGAAAAUACCUGCUUACUUAUUUUUAAGUUUUGCAUUUGAAUAAAUAUUUAGACAUGAUUAAACACUUUUUUUAUGUGAAAUUUUAAAAGGUAUUAACGUACAUCCUUUUUUAAUGAGACUUAAGUACACACAAGUGAAUAUUAAUGAAACCAAGAAAGCUUAAAAUGGUGCUAAUAAAGCCAUUCAACUGCACAACUGCAUUUAACAAAAUAUAUGUAUCCUCUUAUAUGUACAGUGUAUACGUAUACAUAUAAAUUGACAUAUGAAAAAUGAAAAAAUCUCACUCCAAGCUGAACUUGAAAGUUGGAAACCCUGCAUUGUUCUUGAAUUUGCAGAAUUAAAACAAGACGUAUUUGUCUUUUUAAGUUUUUCAGAUUUAAUUGUGUUUCCAUGAUGUCUGCAACGUUUAGUCAAAAAAUUCUUUAAAAAAAAUUAUUUUCAGUUUAAUAAGACUGCAGAUUUAAAACUUCUAUUCCACUUUUCCGUUUGUGUUUAAGCUUGUUGAAGUGUUCAGCUGCAUUGAUGAAUUUAUUUAUUUAUUAAUUUUCUUUUUUAUUGUCGCUACAUAUCUUACUGAGAAUAGGAAGAAAAAAAAGGUAGCUGCCUUGUAGACAAAAUUUUUUACCCAGUAUGAUUUUUUAUUUUUCUUAAAAGAAGUCACCCAGUAUGCAUUUAUUUGAUCCAAAAUACAGAAAAAACUGUAAAAAUUUUGAUUUUAAAAAAUAACUGUUUUCUGUUUCAGUAUAUUUAAAAUAUCAUUUAUUCAUGUGAUGUCAAAGCUGAAUUUUUGCCAUCAUUACUCCAGUCACAUGAUCCUUUAAAAAUCAUUUAAAUAUUCUGAUCUGCUACUCAAAUAACAUUUAUUAUUAUUAUUAUUAUUAUUAUUAUUAUUAUUAUUAUUAUUAUGUUGAAAACAACUCAGUUGAAUUUUUUCAGGUUCAGAAGAACAGAAGUUCUGAAAUAGAAAUCUGUUGUAACAUUAUAAAUGUCUUUAUAAUCACUUUUGAUCAAUUUAAAGCAUCCUUGCUAAAUAAAAAUAUUAAUUUCUAUAAUUUACCUCCCAUUAAUUAAUUAAAUUCUAUUCAUCAAAGUAUCCUGAAAAAAAUGUACUUAGCUGUGUUAAACAUUGAUAAUCAUAAUAAUAAUAAUAAUAAUAAUAAUAAUAAUAAAUGCAAAUAAUAGCAAAUCAGCAUAUUAGAAUGAUUUCUGAAGGAUCACGUAACACUGAAGACUGGAGUAAUGACGCUAAAAAUUUAGCUUUGAUUACAACAAUAAAUAUCAUUUUAAAAUAUAGUAAAAUAGAAAGCAGUUACUUUAAAUAGAAAGUUAUUUUUAUAGUAAAAUAGAAAUAGAAAGAUAUUUUUAAAAAUGUUUAAUUUCAUUAAAAAACAUUAAAAACCUUACUGUCUGAAACUUUUGAAUGAUAGUGUAUAAAUUGUAGACUUAUAAAUCAUGAUAUAUAAUCGUCAGUCAAUUUGUAAAGCUAUAAACAUGUUCGGACCCGAUAAUCUUUACAGCUGCUUCAUCUAACUGUGACUGUUACAUAUAGCCAUUAUUUUAUAAUCACAAUGGAAAUCAUUAUUGCUGGUCAUUUUAAACUGUAAAUAUUUGUGUAAAAUAUAUGUGAGAUGUUGUUUAUUUGUAAAUAUAUAUAUAUAUAUUCAGUUUAACAAAAUUUGUUGUAUAAAGUUGUACAUUUGAUAUUUUGCCCAAAUUAUAACAAUAAAAUCUUCU